Messenger RNA from Mercurialis annua (annual mercury), 1257 nucleotides. RefSeq names its product protein BRASSINAZOLE-RESISTANT 1-like. Gene Ontology annotation, molecular function: DNA-binding transcription factor activity. The record is from RefSeq and is a predicted model, not a curated record. Bases 372 to 1064 code for a protein of 230 amino acids. The transcript is spliced from 2 exons. NCBI's taxonomy places the organism in Eukaryota, Viridiplantae, Streptophyta, Magnoliopsida, Malpighiales, Euphorbiaceae. Gene Ontology annotation, biological process: DNA-templated transcription; brassinosteroid mediated signaling pathway.
UCAAACGAAAUCGGUUGGUUCAAUUAGUAUUCUAUUUUGGUUUGAAUUGUUCAAGCAACUAGCUAGGCUAAGUAUUGGCUAAAAACCUCACCACUAGUUUUGCAAAUAGAAUGUACAGAAAUAGAAACCUGUAGGUAGACAAUAAGCCGCCAGCUAACAGAAAUCCAUCCAAUCCAAUCAUACUUCUCAACUACUUCUGCUUCCUCACUGUCCGUACUUACUACUACUAAACUUAACCAGCCAAUCACGUGACUCUCUCUUUCUCAUGAGCAAUUGCUGUCUUCUAAUCAUGCAAAAAACAUAUAUAAACAGACUUCUGUACUCCCCAACUCUAUUUUCCCCCACACAAACCAGAAACAGAGCCAAAAUCAAUGGUGGGUUCAUCAGCUAGAAGUGAGAGUGAGAAGGAGAAAACAAAGCUUAGAGAAAGACAGAGAAGAGCCAUUACCACCAAGAUCUUCCAUGGACUUAGGAGACUAGGGGGCUACCAUCUUUCUCCUCGAGCCGACAUCAAUGAAGUCCUUCGUGAGCUCGCUAAGGAGUCCGGCUGGGUUGUUGAACCCGAUGGCACCACCUACCGCUAUAAGGUUAUUAGUCGUUGUCCGACUUGUGGAGCUAUGCCGAGUAAUAUAAGCGCCACUACAACACCCACUGCUAGUAGCACUGUCAUUGCUGGUGGCGGAGCAGGAGCGGGAACAGGAGCUGGUGGAGAGUGUUCAACCACUACAUCAGCUUGCUGCAUUGAUCCCACCACCGUGAUGAUUAACACCAACAGCAAAGGCGAACUUACCGCCAACAACGGCACUUCACCCACUUACAUAUGUAGUGAUGACUCGGGGGGUUGCGGUGGUGAAAUGCCUCUUGCAUUCUACACAUACGGAGGGGUUGUUGGAAAUGUCUCCGGUACCUAUCCACCCAAUAUGACAGCCUCAGGAGUUGGAAGUGGAAUGGAGCGAAUGAUGGCCGCCACGCUAAACCAUGAACAGCAGCAGCAGUACAUGCUAGAGGCAAGGGCAUCUAACCAGAACACCCCUGUAGGUUCGCCUCUGCGCCGCACCAGCUAAGUGUUUGCAUAGGCUACAUAUAAUAGUAUCAAACAGAGAGAGAUAAAUACUUAUGAAAUGAAUGUCAUAUCAACUUAGAGAAGCUUUAUCUCGCCUUUCGAAUGAAGUUGAACAAAAACCGAAUAGGCCAAUACUACUAUACCUUAUAUAACCCGGUUCUUUCUUUAAAGAUUUUAUAUCUAGCAUUCAAGAA